ACAAAAACUCUUAAAAAAAAAAAAAAGUCCAAGUAGUACAGAAAGGGGGAAAUAGAGAAGAGCAUAGGAAAGGUUGCAAUUACAGAGAAGGAAGAGAGAAGAAAGAAGUCUUUGCAUUUUGCUUUCUCUCAUAUCAUUGAGAAGAUGAACGGCGGUCCAUCUGGUUUCAACAAUGCUCCAGUCACGAGGACAUUCGUUAUCGCCUCUGCUCUCUUCACCAUCUUUUUUGGGAUGCAGGGUCGCUCAAAUAACCUCGGUUUGUCGUAUCUGGAUAUUUUUGGAAAGUUCCGCAUUUGGAAGUUGAUUGUGUCAGCUUUUGCCUUUUCAUCGACACCGGAACUGAUGUUUGGACUGUAUCUACUAUAUUACUUCAGGGUCUUUGAGAGACAGAUUGGUUCCAAUAAAUAUUCGGUCUUCAUUUUGUUUUCUCUAACAGUUUCAUUACUGCUAGAGGUUCUUGCUCUUUCAUUCCUUAAAGAUCCUGCUAAGAACCUGAUCACCUCCGGACCUUAUGGCCUUAUAUUUGCAUCAUUUGUGCCUUUCUUCUUUGAUAUCCCAGUUUCUACACGCUUUACUGUAUUCAAUGUGCACUUUUCUGAUAAAUCUUUCAUAUACCUAGCUGGUCUUCAGCUUCUUUUAUCAUCAUGGAAACGUUCUAUAUUGCCUGGGGCUUGUGGCAUCCUUGCUGGUAUCUUGUAUCGCCUGAAUAUCUUUCGCAUUCGCAAGGCGAAGCUCCCAGAGUUUAUUACUUCGUUGUUUUCAAGACUUUCUUGGCCAUCAGCGGGGAAUUUACCUGCUGCUCCGAGUAGAGGAGGAAACGUACCAUCAUUUGCAGGUCGCCCAGUCGAGAGAAAUUAUCCUCCUUCAAUUCCGUCUGCAGUAGAGCCAUCAGAAGACUCCAUUGCUACUCUAGUUUCUAUGGGUUUUGACAGGAACAAUGCUAGGCAGGCUCUUGUUCAGGCUCGAAACGAUGUCAAUGUGGCCACGAACAUCCUUCUUGAAGCACAGUCCCAUUGAUUCUACACAUCUGGCUAAAUCAAUUAUUCAAGGUUAGAUUUAGAAUUGCAAUUAUCAUUCCAAUCGUGGUCAGAUAAUUUUGCAGAAUCUGAUGAUCAGAUUGGUAUGCCUGGAACUGAAACAAAAAAGGAAAAAAGCACUGUGGGCGGCAUCAUUUUUAGGGACUUGCUUCUCUCCAUUUAUUUUCACAUGUAGCUUUAGUCAAAAGAUGGGAACAAUUUAAAAUAUUAUCAGAAGCUUUGUAUAAUUUGUUCAUACCAUAUUGAAAAUGUUGAAAUUCUGUGGAAGAGACUCGGGGUCAGAUGUAUAGCUUCUAAUUCAAUGAUUCGACAGACUUUUCACUCA
Cannabis sativa is the source of this 1362-nucleotide messenger RNA. RefSeq names its product rhomboid-like protein 20. The record is from RefSeq and is a predicted model, not a curated record. NCBI's taxonomy places the organism in Eukaryota, Viridiplantae, Streptophyta, Magnoliopsida, Rosales, Cannabaceae. Gene Ontology annotation, molecular function: protein binding; serine-type endopeptidase activity. Gene Ontology annotation, cellular component: membrane. The transcript has 8 exons. Bases 145 to 1017 code for a protein of 290 amino acids.